Molecule: messenger RNA, 1974 nt
Organism: Paraglomus brasilianum
Lineage: Eukaryota; Fungi; Glomeromycota; Glomeromycetes; Paraglomerales; Paraglomeraceae
Source: the annotation of a GenBank genome assembly
AUGGACAACGAGGAGACUGUGUAUAUGGACAUAGAUGAUGAAUAUGAGCUACUAGACAUAGCUGCUCAAAUCGUUGAGUAUCGACGAGAUCUUGUCGAUAGCCAGCAAACGACCCCGCUAGAAUUAAAACAUAGUCAAGCGACGUCGCCUUUGUCGACUACAGACAUUUCAGAUAACCAAUUAUUAUCCUCACAGCUUCCACGAUCUACUCGACAAUCUACGAUCCCAAAAAUUCCAUCUUUGACUCACCAAUUUAUCGUAGUGGUCGAUACUAAUUUCCUCAUAAGUCAUUUGGCGUUUAUUCGAACUUUGAUUACCUUGCAUGCCAAAAGAUACAACAUUCUCGUGGUUAUUCCAUGGGUUGUAUUGCAGGAACUGGACGGAUUGAAAAGCACACCUAGUAACCGACAGACGUAUGCAGCUCAAAAUUCAGACGGAAAGCAAGCACCAGAUGUAAAGAACCUGGCAAAGAGCGCUAUUACGUAUUUGCAUAGUUGUCUAGAGAACAAAGAGGAAUCGUUAAGAGGACAGAUGCUCGAUGAAACGAUCGAUGCAGCUAAUUUAAACGACGAUAAAAUUCUUGACUGCUGCCGAUAUUUCCGGACUGUGUCAAGUUCAAAUAUCGUUUUGUUAUCGAACGACAAAAAUCUGUGUGUUAAAGCGAUGGUUCACGGAAUUGGGACGGCCUCUUUUGAAAAGAAGUUUGGAUUGGAGAACAUCUUGACCAGAAUUAUUGGAAGUAAACCAGCAGGCGAUCGUUCAGUUAUUGACUACCGUAAUGCAAACACUUUCAGUGCUACUCACAUGCCUCCUGGUGGUCAUAUUCUGUCAACUACCAAUCUAGCAAAGACUAGUACAACCGACAAGCCAUUGCAUAAACCUAGCUUGGAUAUAACCGCUAAGCAUCAGAUAUUAUCAUAUACUUACAACGAAGAUACAGAAAUGAUGGAUUGUGAUGAUGAAAACGAUAACGGCAUAUUGAAAAACAACAAUUACUUGACACUUCAAGGUCCCGAUUCCUCUUCUCACAAUAUAAUUGUUGGCGAUAUACAUAAGACAACGUCCAAUGAGAUUGCAGCAACCGUUCCCAUAUACCUGUCGAAUUAUCCUAAUAACCAGCCGUCACCAGUAUACAUUCAUCUCAAUUCGUCUCCAUCGGCCGCAGAUUCUAGUAUGCAUGACACAAAAAAGCUUCAAUCUUCCUCGCUAUAUGACUCGAUCCAUUCACCAAAGAAUCGACGGAAGUCUUCAGCUUCUGUGAAUUUAGAUAUAGAUAUGUUAGACACUCAAUCCAACAGCCGAGCUAACGUCCAGUUUAUCACGGGCCAAUCUCCGACCGGUCUUCUCUCACUUUCCGAUUCCAUCCAUGCCAUGCACACCCAGUUUUCCCAGUCUAGUGCAUACGUAUCUCAGAUAGCCUCGAGCUCGUCUUACGUCCAGCUAUCCUUUCCUGGACAACCCAUCCCAAAUCAACCAUUUCUUACGGAACAUGUCGCGUCCACUCCUCUAACGAUCGGUCAGCUAAGUUAUUUGGAAACCAUUCUCCCAACGAUCGCAGACUUUCUUCGCCCGGCAGUACAAUCCUAUUUAUUACAAUACCUUGGCUCAGAUUAUCUACAAACCAUAAAGGAGCGUCAACCAUGGACCGCUCAAGCUGCAUUGCGGAUUAUGGCAAGGUGUUAUUUUUCUGUGUUUUCUGACGUAUUCAAGCCGAGUAAAGGUCUUACAUUUAUAGAACAAAUGCUGAAAGUAACUAAUUCUGUGGCUAAGAAGCGAAUCAUCACUGUGGGUGAACUAUGGACAUUUUUUAAUGCUGCAGAAAUAGUGAUAAUAAUGUUGAAUCGAGAGUCGGAUGGGAAGAAUGGUAGUGAGCAUACAAAUAAGGCGGAGGUUAUUAGAGACAUGAGGAGGAAGUUUUUAGAUACAAUUGACGGGAUAGCAGCUCGAGCAAUUCAUUCGACACCACCAAAGUAG